Messenger RNA from Striga asiatica, 4157 nucleotides. NCBI's taxonomy places the organism in Eukaryota, Viridiplantae, Streptophyta, Magnoliopsida, Lamiales, Orobanchaceae. The record is from the annotation of a GenBank genome assembly.
AACAUUAUUACAUAUUUUAUUAUUUAACUAAAUUAUCGCCUCACAUAAAUUAUCGUUUCCAGUUUCUGAAGUAUCAUCUCCUUGUUUCAACCCUCCGCCAUUAGUUCCUUCCUCCCCAGCGCCAAUGGAGAGAGUGGUGCUCACACGCUCAUUCUCCUCAUCUCCUUCCUCUGCACUCGCCUCCGCCAGAUUCUUCUCCCGCUCGCUCCACCGCCUUGCUCGGAUUCCGAAGCGCCACCGUCUAGUCCCGAACGGCCACCGCCGCUCCUUACUCCGGCGGCACCUCGGCCUCAUCUCGCCAGCCUCUAGACAUGCUCUUCACAUGGAAAGGCACUUUUGCCCUCUUUCGGUCCGCGCGGUCUCCACAUCCCCUGCUCAGUCCUCGCCUGAGGUUUUGGGAGCGGAUGAUGAUGUUGCGGAGAAGCUCGGGUUCGAGAAGGUGUCAGAGGAAUUUAUCGCGGAGUGUAAAUCCCGAGCGGUGCUAUAUAAGCACAGGAAGACUGGUGCCGAGAUUAUGUCAGUGUCCAAUGACGACGAGAACAAAGUAUUUGGCAUUGUAUUCAGGACUCCUCCAAAAGACUCGACAGGAAUUCCUCAUAUAUUGGAACACAGUGUGUUAUGUGGUUCGCGAAAAUAUCCAUUGAAAGAGCCGUUUGUUGAGCUGUUGAAGGGGAGCUUGCAUACGUUUCUGAAUGCAUUCACAUAUCCUGAUAGGACUUGCUAUCCAGUUGCCUCCACCAAUGCCAAGGAUUUCUAUAACUUGGUUGAUGUGUACUUAGAUGCUGUCUUUUUUCCCAAAUGUGUGGAAGACAUUAAAACCUUUCAACAGGAAGGUUGGCAUUAUGAACUGAACGACCCUUCGGAAGACAUAAUUUAUAAAGGUGUUGUUUUCAAUGAGAUGAAAGGUGUUUAUUCUCAGCCUGACAGCAUCCUUGGCCGAGCUUCCCAACAGGCUCUUUUUCCUGACAACACUUAUGGUGUUGAUAGUGGUGGUGAUCCGCAAGUAAUUCCUAAACUAACUUUCAAGGAAUUCCAGGAGUUCCACCGAAAAUAUUACCAUCCAAGCAACGCUAGAAUAUGGUUUUAUGGAGAUGAUGAUCCAAGUGAAAGGCUACGAAUUUUAAGUGAAUAUCUAGAUAAGUUCGAAGCUAGUUCAGCUCCUGAGGAAUCAAGAGUUCAUCAUCAGAAAUUGUUUUCGGAACCUGUCAGGAUUGUCGAAAGAUAUCCUGCUGCUGAAGGGGAGGACCUGAAAAAGAAGCACAUGGUGUGCCUCAAUUGGCUCCUCUCUGAAACGCCGCUUGACUCAGAGACUGAGCUGGCCCUAGGCUUUCUGGAUCAUUUGUUGAUGGGAACUCCUGCUUCUCCUUUGAGAAAAGUUCUUCUAGAGAGCCGCCUGGGAGAUGCUAUUGUUGGUGGUGGGGUUGAAAGUGAGCUCCUUCAGCCUCAGUUUAGUAUUGGAUUAAAAGGCGUAUCAGAUGAGGACAUUAAAAAAGUAGAAGAAUUAAUCUUGACCACAUUUAAGAAAUUGGCGGAGGACGGCUUCGAUUCUGAUGCUGUGGAGGCAUCAAUGAAUACGAUUGAAUUUUCUCUAAGAGAAAACAACACCGGUUCAUUUCCUCGUGGAUUAGCACUAAUGCUUAACUCAAUUGGGAAGUGGAUAUAUGAUAAGGAUCCUUUCGAACCAUUGAAAUAUCAAGAACCUCUAAAGGCUUUGAAAGCUAGAAUAGCUGAAGAAGGCUCCAAAUCAGUCUUUGCUCCCUUAAUAGAAAAGUUCAUUUUGAACAACCCACACCGUGCAACUAUAGAAAUGCAGCCUGAUCCAGAUAAAGCUUCCCGUGAUGAAGUAACUGAGAAAGAAAAUUUGGAAAAGGUCAAAGCUAGUUUGACCCAGGAGGAUCUGGCUGAGUUGGCCCGUGCAACGCAUGAACUCAAGUUGAAACAGGAGACUCCUGAUCCACCUGAAGCUCUGAAAUGCGUGCCAAGCCUUUCUUUGCAAGACAUUCCUAAAAAGCCUAUACAGAUUCCUAUAGAGGUUGGCGAUAUCAAUGGUGUAAAGGUUUUGCAGCAUGACCUUUUCACAAAUGAUGUCCUAUAUGCAGAAGUUGUAUUUAAUAUGAGCUCCCUAAAGCAGGAGCUUCUGCCUUUGGUGCCACUAUUCUGCCAAUCCCUGCUUGAGAUGGGUACAAAGGACAUGGAUUUUGUACAACUAAAUCAAUUAAUUGGAAGAAAAACUGGUGGGAUAUCUGUAUAUCCUCUUACAUCAUCAGUUCAUGGACGGGAGGAACCAUGCAGCCGUAUAAUUGUUCGAGGCAAAGCUAUGUCAGAACAAAAGAUAGAGGAUAAUUUGCUGAAGACUACUUAUCUACACAUUGCUUUCAAUGCACAUUGCAUUGUAGCGUGGUUUUCUUCCAUAUAUACAGUCAACCGUGUGAUUCAAGAUGUUCAAUUGACAGACCAAAAGCGCUUUAAGCAGUUUGUUUCUCAGAGCAAAGCCAGAAUGGAGAAUCGUUUGAGGGGCAGUGGGCAUGGUAUUGCGGCUACAAGAAUGGAUGCCAAGCUCAACACUGCUGGUUGGAUCUCUGAAAAAAUGGGUGGUCUCAGUUACCUUGAAUUUUUACAAGCUCUUGAAAAGAAAGUUGACGACGACUGGCCUGAAAUAUCUUCUUCCCUUGAGGAGAUACGAAAAUUAUUGAUUUCGAAGAAUGAUUGCCUCAUAAAUCUGACUGCUGAUGCGAAUAAUCUCCAGAACGCAGAGAAAUAUGUCAGCAAAUUUUUAGAUAUGCUUCCCGAGACUCCUCCAGUCGGAUCAACUGCUUGGAGUGCUCGACUCCCUCCCACGAACGAAGCUAUUGUGAUACCUACUCAGGUGAAUUACGUUGGAAAAGCAGCUAACCUUUUCGAGGCUGGCUAUCAACGUAAAGGCAGCUCAUAUGUCAUCUCUAAAUACUUGGGCAACACAUGGCUGUGGGAUCGUGUGCGUGUCAGUGGUGGAGCGUAUGGAGGAUUUUGUGAUUUUGACUCUCAUUCAGGUGUGUUCUCGUACUUGUCUUACAGAGAUCCCAACUUGUUGAAGACACUCGAUAUUUAUGAUGGAACAAGCAACUUUUUGAGGGAACUUGAACUGGACGAUGAUGCCCUCACUAAGGCAAUUAUUGGGACUAUUGGAGAUGUUGAUGCCUAUCAGCUACCCGAUGCCAAAGGAUAUAGCAGUUUACUGAGAUACUUGUUAGGAGUCACCGAGGAGGAAAGACAAAUUAGACGAGAAGAGAUUUUGUCGACAAGGUUGAGUGACUUCAAGGAAUUUGCUGACGUGGUCGAUACGGUUAAGGACAAAGGUGCCGUGGUUGCCGUGGCCUCGCCCGAGGAUGUCGAUGCAGCCAACAAGGCGCGUCCCGAUUUCUUCCAAGUGAAAAAGGCACUUUAAGUUAUUUCAAGUGAGUAUUGAGAAAUUCACAUAAAUGUUACAUUGUUUUAUUUAUAUACUCUUGCACUAAAAUCAGGCUCGAAAACUGGAAAAAACAAUAUCCAUACACGUGGCAAGUAAAUUGCAUUUUUAUCAUCUUGCAGUUUGAUAAGCUUUACAGUUAAGAGCAAAACUCACUCGUCUUGGUCAAAAUUAUGUAUUAUGUCGAACUGCUGAUUUAGUAGACUUGAAAUUUUGUUGAAUUUUUCUUCUGAUUUUAAGUUGGUUUCUCACUCAGAAAUGUUUGAAGGACGAUCACAUCCUAAAGCAUUAAGCAUGGCAUGGGUUUAAAUUUAAUUGUAAUAAUUUCAUGCUCUUUAUAUUUCACUUUUCUUUGUUUUGAAGAAGUAUUUCAUAUUUAAUGAUUUUUCUUUUUAUGCAAUUAUGCACGAGGGGGAAUCGAACUAAAUUCAAGAUGGGCCCCUCUCCUCCAUUAAUAUAUAAAAAAAAUAAAGUAAAAAUUCAGAAAAUGAAAAUGAAAUUUCAAAAAUCUGAAAUUGCAUGUAACAUCACAGUCGAGCGUCGCACAAGGAAUUGCUGCAACUAUGUUACUUUCUUGUUAUUGUUUUCCAGCAAACAGACUGCCGAGGCCUGCAGUCCCUCUGAUUUUUUCCUUGCGUGUGUCAUUUUUCUUUUUAAUCUUUUUAUUUUUUAAAUUUGGAAAUGGACAGGGACAGAGCCCUGGUUUUUAGGG